Messenger RNA from Phacochoerus africanus (Common warthog), 1050 nucleotides. It is a transcript of the gene LRRC51, whose product is annotated as leucine rich repeat containing 51. The transcript is spliced from 6 exons. The record is from RefSeq and is a predicted model, not a curated record. Lineage: Eukaryota; Metazoa; Chordata; Mammalia; Artiodactyla; Suidae. The coding region runs from base 408 to 971 and encodes 187 amino acids. Gene Ontology annotation, molecular function: protein binding.
GGUAGCGCCUACCGCGCCAGCCGGGACUUGUAGGCGAAGGUGGUUACCAUGGAGUUGCGCCGAGUAACGCGGCGAUAGUAGGACGCUGAGGCUGGCGGGGAAGCACCUGCGGGUGAAUAGUGUUCCCAUGGCUCUGCCCAGUCUCGAAAAAUUCUCAGCUUUCCUUGAGCUAACAGAUGGGAAAGGAUCUGCUACGAUGAUUCACGCCACACUGUAAAUGACUGAUAACACUGUGUUCACCCCUCUUAGGAGGUAUUUCCAUUUCAACAGGGAACAAUCCCUGAACCCAAAGGAAUGAAUCCCUAAUGGUGGAGUUUCAGGCGUCAGUGACAGGAUGAACCCGGAUCCCCAGGGCCCCCACUUACACCUGGCAAAUGAUGGCCUGAGCGGUGAACAAACAGGACAGUAUGGACACGUCGGUGCAAGAGCCCCCGCUCGACUACUCCUUCCGAAACAUCCAUGUGACCCAAGACCUGUUAAGCGAGGAGCCACGGACAGGGCUGCGCCCAUUACGGCACUCGAGGUCGGGGAGGUCAAUGACCCAGUCCCUGUGGCUCAACAACAACGUCCUCACUGACCUGAGAGACUUCAGCCGUGUGGUUUCACAGCUCCUGGAGCACCCGGAGAACCUGGCCUGGAUCGACCUGUCCUUCAACGACCUGACUUCCAUCGACCCUGUCCUGACAACUUUCUUCAACCUGAGCGUCCUCUAUCUCCAUGGCAACAGCAUCCAGCGCCUCGGAGAGGUGAACAAGCUGGCUGUCCUCCCUCGGCUCCGGAGCCUGACACUCCAUGGGAACCCCAUAGAGGAAGAGAAGGGGUACAGGCAAUACGUGCUGUGCACCGUGCCCCGCGUCACCACAUUCGACUUCAGCGGGGUCACCAAAGCAGACCGCACCACGGCCCAGGUGUGGAAGCGCAUGCACGUCAAACCGAGGAAGGCCCGGAGGACCGAGCACGACGCACGCUGAGGCUUCCUGGGACCCCAGCCGUCCCAGGGGCCCGAGGACGCGGUCGCGUGUGACAAUAAAUAAUUUGAGCUGUUCAGCA